AUGACAUCCCCAUUGCAUUCCGUCAAAGUGUUCGACGAGACCGUGGCCGCAGACGACAACCCCUGCGCGGCGUCCUUCUCCGAGAACCACUUUGGCCUGCGUAUCGGCGCAAUCUUCAUCAUCCUGGUCACCUCGGUGAUUGGAACGCUCCUGCCCAUCGUCCUGCGCCAGAGCAACAUUGUGCCCCGCGCAGCGUUUGAUUUUGCAAAAUACUUUGGCUCGGGCGUCAUCAUCGCCACGGCGUUCAUCCACCUGCUGGCCCCUGCGUUCGAGGAGCUGGGGUCGGAAUGCCUCUCGGGGACAUGGACAGAAUACAGCUGGGCGCCUGCGAUCGCCAUGAUUGCCGUCUUCUUCAUGUUCUUCGCCGAGGUCGCCGCGUACCGCACGGGCACGCAAAAGCUGAUGCGCCUGGGUGUCGAGUACUCGUCGCACGCCGGCGACGAGACGGACGCGCACGCCCACUCGCACAACCACGACCCGCCGCUCGACAUUGACACGUCGGCGCCCGAACACCCCGGUCACGUCCACCCAUCGGGCAUCCCGGCCGCGACGGCAAACGACGGCGUCGACCACCACAUCCACCUCCCUGCCAACCCGCUCUCGCACACGUUGUCCCACUCGCACGCGCACACCCCGCACGCCCACGUCCAGGCCCAGGCCAAGGCCAACGGUCACGGGCACAGCCACGGACACGGACACGGACAUGGCCACGGCCACGGCCACAAGCACGAGAAGCGCGACAAGGACCCCGAGUCGCUGUCCGACUCGAGCUCGCUGGGCCAGGGCCCGUCCGAGGCCGAGACGGCCGCGCAGCUCGUCGCCGUCGGCGUGCUCGAGUUUGGCGUCAUCCUCCACUCGAUCAUCAUCGGCCUGACCCUCGCCGUCAGUGACGAAUUUAUCAUCCUGUUCAUUGUCAUCAUCUUCCACCAAAUGUUCGAGGGCCUCGGUCUCGGCUCGCGUCUCGCGGGCCUCCAGCUGCCCGACCGCAUGUGGUACGCGCGCUACGCCGCCGCGGUCCUGUACGCCAUCUGCACGCCCAUCGGCGUCGCUGUCGGCCUGGGAAUCCGCUCGAGCUACAACGGCAACGGCCAGGCAGCCAUGAUCGUCACGGGUAUCCUGGACGCGACGUCGGCCGGCAUCCUGCUGUACACGGGCCUCGUCGAGCUGCUCGCCCACGAGAUCCUGCUCAACCCGCGCAUGAUGAAGAGCAGCAACAAGAAGCUCGCGUACGUGUUCACGUGCAUGAGCCUCGGCGCCGGCAUCAUGGCCCUGCUUGGCCGGUGGGCUUAG
Messenger RNA from Apiotrichum porosum, 1290 nucleotides. Its product is annotated as high-affinity Zn(2+) transporter zrt1. Bases 1 to 1290 code for a protein of 429 amino acids. The record is from RefSeq and is a predicted model, not a curated record. Gene Ontology annotation, cellular component: plasma membrane. The transcript has 3 exons. Lineage: Eukaryota; Fungi; Basidiomycota; Tremellomycetes; Trichosporonales; Trichosporonaceae. Gene Ontology annotation, molecular function: zinc ion transmembrane transporter activity. Gene Ontology annotation, biological process: zinc ion transmembrane transport.